AUGCCUCCCAAACGCAAACCCUCCUCAACCCCCCCUCUCCAUCCCCCCUGCACACAUCCCCACGUCCUCACCACCUCGCACCCCUCGUCUCAAUUUCCCCGCGUCUCUGCAUCGCGUCGCGCAGCCGCCACCACAGCUUCCGGAAUACAUAAAACUGGGAUUACAGAUACGUACAUUCAUGAUUUCGUAUCAGAUCUAGAGUUCGCAUCUACAUUUCCUGCCCCCUUGGUGCUGCAAGGGGAUGCGUUGGAGAUUGAUGCGCAAGAGCCUGGUCAAAAUUUUCGGGCAUGGGAGAGAGGAAAACAUAGGAAUGCGGUGCCGGGAGUGGAGGAAGGGGGAAGGAGGAUAAUUUAUGUUGUGGGGCCGCCGGGGAUGGAUGGGGAGGAGAUAGAGAGGUUUAUGAAGGGGUGGGAGGAGUGCGAGGUUGGGCGCGGUGGUGAUAGAGUAGGAGAUAAAGGUGUUGAGAAUGAGAAAAUGAAGAUGGAUGGUUGGAUGUUGGAUGUUGUCUUUUAUCUUCAAGCUUUCUAUCACGGUCUCCCGGUUAAACAAAUGGAUUCCUCGCUUUUGCAGUUCACACCAUGGGAAGAUACCUCUCCAUCCUCAGCAUCUAAAUCUAAAUCCUCCAAAGCCAAACCCAAAUCCAGAACCACCUCCAAAAAGAUCCCACCCACCUACAUCAGCCUCCGCACCUCCACCUUCAAAACCGGGAUCCGCUACCGCCUCACCCCCUCCUCCCCAUUUACCCACCAACUAAAUCUCUCCGACCUCCUCGAUCUCGCCAUCGACAUCCUACCCUCAGACGCAUACGCACUACUCAUGCUCGUAAACCACGAUUUAUACGAAGACGACGACGAUGAAUUUGUCUGCGGGAGAGCUUACGGCGAAAGUAGAGUAGCUGUUGUGAGUACCGCGCGCUACAGACCUGAAUUAGAUGCUGUGCAGGGAAUCGAGGGAAUCCAUGCUUGGCCGGGGAGUCACUGUAUUGAAUAUAUGAACGAGGUGUGUGGGAUUAAGAAAGGGAAACGGAAGAGAGGAGAAAAUGAAGAUGCAGAUAAAAAUGAUGAAUGCGCAAUAGCAGGAAGUCCUCUAGCACGCGCAGUAACCCAACAAAACACUCUCCCUCCACUAUCUCUAUCUCUAUCUCCCAUUGUUUCUGAAGACGCACUGAAAGGUCUAUUCCUCAGCCGUAUAUGUCGCACUGCGUCUCAUGAGCUGGGCCAUUGUUUCGGAAUCGCACAUUGUCCUUAUUAUGCAUGUUGUAUGCAAGGGAGUGCGUCGAUACAGGAAGAUGCGAGACAACCUCCGUAUCUGUGUCCGGUGGAUUUGAAAAAGGUGGUUAUGGCAACGGGGGCAGAUGUUAGAAGGAGGUAUGAGGCGCUGUUAGGGUUUUGUGAGAGCCAUGGGAGCGCGCAUAUGUUUGUGGCGUUUGGAGAGUGGAUUCGAGGAAGGUUGGAGCAGAUAGAGAGGGUAGAGAGGGGUGAGAUCUUGGACUUAUUGGGGUGA
Molecule: messenger RNA, 1503 nt
Organism: Botrytis porri
Lineage: Eukaryota; Fungi; Ascomycota; Leotiomycetes; Helotiales; Sclerotiniaceae
Exons: 1
Coding region: 1-1503 (500 amino acids)
Biological process (GO): proteolysis
Molecular function (GO): metallopeptidase activity
Source: RefSeq, a predicted model, not a curated record